AGAGAGUAUAGUAUAUAGCGCGCACGUACACGACGAAAAGCCCGAUCGCGGCUUUUCGAAAGCCGCCCCUCGUCGUCGCUGCAUCAGCUGCAUAGAAAAAUUCGUCGCGGUCGUCGUUCCUCGCGCGCGCGACGCGUUUGCUUGUAUACUUGUCUCUCGCUUAUCGUUGCAGGUCUAAGUACACGCCAGAGAGGAGAGAGAGAGAGAGAGAGAGAAAGAGUGUGUAUAUCGAGGCGCUCUGCGAGUGACGCGAGUGAGAGGAGAGAGGGAGAGCCGGGGUAGCCGCAGACGUCACGCACGGGGAUCAUCAUGGCGAAUCAAGACACCGAGCCGAUGUCACGUCUACUCAAGCUCGCCAAGAAGUUCAACUGCUUCUAUCUGUCAGGCUUUCAUGCUGGUGAUUGCCGGGCAUUUGUUGUCGAUGGACAGCAAAUCGGUCUCGUCCGACAGGAUGUCAUGAAGGAGCUCUUGAAUUACCCACAGGUAUUUCAAGUGCAUCCAGAAUAUGUUCAGCUCAAUCCAGCCUUUAGAGACUAUGCCGAGAGAAGCGCCAAAGUCGAUGAAGUGCUCAGAGAAUGGCGGGGUGGCGGAAAAUUCAUUGCACUGCAUGGCUGGCGAGAAGAAUAUUAUGAUGUUAGAUCACAAUUUAACACUCCACCAUUAUUUAAAAUGGAUCGAUCCGCAACAUCUCUUUUUGGAAUACGAAAAUAUGGAGUAGACAUCAAUGGAUAUGUAAUGGACCCAGUGAAAGGCUUGUCGAUAUGGCUACAAAAAAGAAGUCCAAAUAAGCAAACAUGGCCAGGCUAUUGGGACAACUGUGUUAGUGGUGGACUAAGUGUAGGCUUUGGAAUUAAUGAGACUGCAAUAAAGGAAGCCAGCGAAGAGGCUGGAAUACCCAAUCAUUUAUUGACGAAGCUAAAAAGCGCGGGCUGUGUAUCACUCUUUUUUGAAAGUGAAAGAGGACUAUUUCCAAAUACUGAAUUUGUGUACGACUUAGAACUUCCUGUUGACUUUGUGCCCAAAAACGGCGACGGAGAGGUAGAGACUUUUGAAUUACUUCCUGUUAGUGAAUGUCUCGAAAGGGUCCUUUCGUCGCACUUCAAGACGACGUCCGUUCCAGUUUCCAUAGACUUUUUAAUCAGACAUGGCUAUAUCACUCCAGAAAAUGAACCUAAUUUCAUCCAAAUAAUGGAGUUAUUGCAUGUGCCCCUGCAAACAAUGUACAAUCAGCCGCAUAGGAAGCACAAAAUUGCAGCCAAUGGAGAAACAAAUAAUGAUGGUUUAGAACGAAUUUGAAUUUAAAAUAUUAGGCACUAGUUGAAAUCACAAUAGGGACACAUUUUUGAAAAAAAUAGUGGAAUAUUCUUGUUGUUUUUAGUGAGAAUUCUUUUUAAUUGUUCAGUUCGUAUAUUUUGGAUUUUAAAAAAAAUUAUAUUAUGUAUUUAAAUCCUUAAUUUAAUUAAUUUGGUUUUGAAAAGUUUAUUCUAAUAUUUACAUGGUUAAUUAUUUCAAGUAUUUAUGUAUAUGCUAUAUUUUAUCAAUUUUGAGCGUUUCCAAUUUUUUUACAUUUAAUAGUACAUUACGAUAUAAGUGGCAUAAAUAUAGCCUUUUAUAGCACGGUGUUUAUAACACCCAAACAUAGCGAAGGCGUUUAACGCCGUGCUAUGAAAGAUACGAGUGUCGUAUAGUACUCAAUAGCAUUGUCUAGCAUAAAUCCACUGUCACGCCUACCCGUGGCACAAGUAAUCAAUUAUUGCACCGUUCUUAUCGCCCUCACUACGCUUCCGGAUAGGCGUGACACAAGUGCGAAUGUAUGCCACGCAGUGCUAUACAAAAAUCAUUCAUUUAAGAAAAAAACGUGAGCCUUAACAUAAUUUUUCAGCAGUAUUUUUAAGCUGGAUCAAUAAAGAAUGGACUUUAAUGUGAUAUCGAUAAAAUAUUGAAUAAAAAAGAUACAAUAACGACAAGGUUAAAUCAAAAAAUUGUAUAUUUGAUCGGGCAGAAUAAAUACUGAAUACACUUUUUCUUUUCUCAAAAAUGGCGUGUAAAUAUAACGAUUAUAUAUAUUCAUGUUUUAAAUUUCAAUUCAUUUUAAAGAGAUUAAUUCAGGUAUCAAGCAAUGAAAUUAAAUAUUUAAAGCUUAGAAAACUCUUUAUCGCAAUAUUAUGUGUGAAUCAAUUAAUCAGAGAAGAAAGUAUUACUAUUGCAUUCCAUGACACAGAUUUUUAAAUGUAUGGUUCGAUUAUUGUGUAAUAUAUUUUACAAAUUUUUAAGGAGGGUCUUAGUCAAAUUCAAGAACUUGUUGAACUUCAUUUAAUUUUUACAAUUUUUUAACAAAAAUAUCAAAAUAAUACAUUGAUUUCCAAAUUACAAAUUUUUGCUUGCUGCUUAUUUGAAAAUGAGUUUGAGAAGUAUUUUGUUGAAAUGCAUGUCUUAAAUAAAAUAUUGUCAAUGUAUCAGAAGCAUGUAAUAUUUUAAUACAUAUGUAUUUUUACAAAUAAUGAAAAAAUAUUGGGAAUAAUGACUGAAAAUUGGUACUAGCCAUGUGUAUUUUCAUAAUUGUUGAACCACAAAGAACUUCAUAAAACUACAAAGAGUAUGUAGGUUUUAUAAAGUGCUCCUUAUAUGAUUUUCGACUGAAAGUCCCUUUGAGCUAUGUGAAUAAGAAAUGCAUAAACUUAAUCGAUAUAAAGUCCAUUCACAGUAUUAUAUAGGAAAAUUCCUUAUAUGGAAGCUUUAACUAUUGAAGGUGAAAAUUAAAUCAUCUUGAAAGAAAUAUGUUUUAUAAUGAAAAUUUGCUAGUGAAGAACAAUGAAUUGAUUGUAGCAUUUUUAUUGAACAAGUUAUACCUGAAAAGGUUGAGUAAGUUGUA
Molecule: messenger RNA, 2872 nt
Organism: Nasonia vitripennis (jewel wasp)
Lineage: Eukaryota; Metazoa; Arthropoda; Insecta; Hymenoptera; Pteromalidae
Exons: 5
Coding region: 310-1296 (328 amino acids)
Molecular function (GO): 8-oxo-dGDP phosphatase activity
Source: RefSeq, a predicted model, not a curated record